CAAAAGAGGAAAGAAAGAAGGGAGAUUCGUUUCUUUCGUUGCGGAGGAGCAACUUCGAGACCAAACGCAGACGCUCCGACCUCCUCUCCCGACUCCAUCAUGGAGCCUAACCCUAAACCUAAUCACGGGAUCUCCGCCUACUACCAGACGCGGGCGGAGCACCACGCCAUCAUCAGCGGCGACUGGCUGUCACAGGCCCAGGCUGCGGCCGCCGCUGGUCACCCUCCCGAGGAACCGCCUGCCUCGGCCGCCGCCUCGAAGCCCUUCAGCGUCAUCGAUGAGUUCAACCACUGGCGUAGGAAGCCCGACCUCGCCGAGGCCGUCGCCGCCAUCAUGGCCCUCGUCGCCGGUAUCCGCUCCAGCGACGCGACCACCAUGAUGGAGCUCGAGAUUGAACUUAAGAAGGCGUCAGACGCGCUAAAGUCAUGGGACACAACUUCUAUAUCAUUAUCAGCUGGUUGUGAUCUGUUCAUGCGGUACGUAACCCGAACUUCCGCUCUUGAAUAUGAUGACUUUCAUGCUGCAAAGCUUCGGUUGAUUGAACGAGGGGAGAAAUUUGGAGAGAUUUCCUUGAAGGCACGCCGGACGAUUGCAAUGCUUGGUCAAGAUUUUAUAUUUGAUGGUUGCACAAUUUUAGUUCAUGGCUUUUCAAGAGUAGUCUUGGAAGUUCUGAAGCUGGCAGCAUCAAAUAGAAAACUCUUCAGAGUCUUUUGCACAGAGGGAAGGCCGGAUAAAACAGGAUUAAGGUUAUCGAAAGAACUUGCAACACUAGGAAUUCCUGUUAAGCUUCUAAUUGAUUCAGCGGUGGCCUAUGCAAUGGAUGAGGUUGACAUGGUACUUGUUGGGGCUGAUGGAGUUGUUGAAAGUGGUGGUGUUAUCAACAUGAUGGGAACAUAUCAAACUGCAUUAGUUGCUCACAGCAUGAACAAACCUGUUUAUGUGGCUGCUGAAAGUUACAAGUUUGCGCGGUUAUAUCCCUUGGAUCAGAAGGACCUAGAACCUGCUCUGCGCCUGAUAGAAUUUGGUGUUCCCAUCCCAGCGGGUGUCGAGAUCGAAAAAUCCGCAAGGGAUUACACCCCACCUCAGUACCUUACGCUGCUUUUCACUGACCUCGGAGUUCUGACACCGUCUGUCGUGAGCGAUGAACUUAUUCAACUCUACCUCUGACUUCUGCUCAAUUGAUUAUUUGGUUGAGCUAAGCCUAAGCAAUAAUACUUCAAGCUGCUGAAGAAAAGGGCAAAUCUACCUGUUCAUCCUCCAAAUAACUAUAGUAACUUCACUGGGAAUGCAGGUUUAAAGACUCCUAUAUGCUCUUUCUGAGCAAAAGGAGAUUCACUGAUUUUAUAGUUCCAAGUUUUGAAUUUUUGUUUUCUUCAGCAUUCAUGCCAUUAUGAUAACUUGUUGCCUGUUGUGACUUCAUGAUGGUAGAAAUUGAGAAUAAUUUGUGGAAA
Musa acuminata subsp. malaccensis (wild Malaysian banana) is the source of this 1451-nucleotide messenger RNA. RefSeq lists its product as uncharacterized. Lineage: Eukaryota; Viridiplantae; Streptophyta; Magnoliopsida; Zingiberales; Musaceae. Gene Ontology annotation, molecular function: translation initiation factor activity; guanyl-nucleotide exchange factor activity. Gene Ontology annotation, cellular component: eukaryotic translation initiation factor 2B complex. Gene Ontology annotation, biological process: translational initiation. The record is from RefSeq and is a predicted model, not a curated record.